This is a messenger RNA of Drosophila albomicans, 1818 nucleotides long. It is a transcript of the gene Mst84B, whose product is annotated as axoneme-associated protein mst101(1). NCBI's taxonomy places the organism in Eukaryota, Metazoa, Arthropoda, Insecta, Diptera, Drosophilidae. The record is from RefSeq and is a predicted model, not a curated record. The transcript has 2 exons. The coding region runs from base 417 to 1742 and encodes 441 amino acids.
CCAAACUAAAAAAGAAAUGUAAGGCACUGGCCCAAAAAGCAAAGUGUGCUAAAUUAGCAAAGAAAGGCAAGAAAGGUAAAGGAGGAAAAGGUAAAUCAAAGAAAAGCAAGCAAGCCAAACUAAAAAAGCAAUGUAAGGCACUUGCCCAAAAAGCAAAGUGUGCUAAAUUAGCAAAGAAAAGCAAGAAAGGUAAAGGAGGAAAAGGUAAAUCAAAGAAAAGCAAGCAAGCCAAACUAAAAAAGCAUUGUAAGGCACUUGCCCAAAAAGCAAAGUGUACUAAAUUAGCAAAGAAAAGCAAGCAAGCCAAACUAAAAAAGCAAUGUAAAGCACUGGCCCAAAAAGCAAAGUGUGCUAAAUUAGCAAAGAAAAGCAAGAAAGGUAAAGGAGGAAAACGAUGCAAAGGGGAGUGCGAUUCAAUGCCCGAUUCAAUCCAAAGGAAUAAAAAAUGCAAAGGGGAGUGCGAUUCAAUGCCCGAUUCAAUCCAAAGAAAUAAAAAAUGCAAAGGGGAGUGCGAUUCAAUGCCCGAUUCAAUCCAAAAGAAAAAGAAAAGCAAAGGUAAGGGUGGUAAGGGCGCUUCUCAACAAGCCAAACUAAAAAAGAAAUGUAAGGCGCUGGCCCAAAAAGCAAAGUGUGCUAAAUUAGCAAAGAAAAGCAAGAAAGGUAAAGGAGGAAAACGAUGCAAAGGGGAGUGCGAUUCAAUGCCCGAUUCAAUCCAAAGAAAUAAAAAAUGCAAAGGGGAGUGCGAUUCAAUGCCCGAUUCAAUCCAAAAGAAAAAGAAAAGCAAAGGUAAGGGUGGUAAGGACGCUUCUCAAGCCAAACUAAAAAAGAAAUGUAACGCCCUCGCCCAAAAAGCAAAGUGUGCUAAAUUAGCAAAGAAAAGCAAGAAAAAUAAAGGAGGAAAAGGUAAAUCAAAGAAAGACUCUUCUAAACGAUGCAAAGGAGAAUGCGAUUCAAUGCCCGAUACAAUUCAAAGAAAAAAUAAAAGCAAGGGUGGUAAGAGCGCUUCUCAACAAGACAAACUAAAAAAACAAUGUAAAGAAUUGGCCCAAAAAGCAAAGUGUACUAAAUUAGCAAAGAAAAGCAAGCAAGCCAAACUAAAAAAGCAAUGCAAGGCAAUGGCUAAGAAAGAAAAGCAAAAUCAGUUAAAAAAGCAAUGCAAGGCAAUGGCCAAGAAGGAACAAAAAGCAAUGUUACACAAGAAAUGUGCAGCUAUGGCGAAAAAAGAAAAAGAAGCAAAGCUUAAAAAGCAAUGCAGCGCAUUGGCUCAAAAGGAAAAGAAGGCAAAACUUCAAAAGCAGUGCAAGGCAAUGGCCAAGAAGAAACAAAAAGCUCAGCUUCAAAAACAAUGUGCGGCAAUAGAAAAAAAGGCGAAGCUUGAAAAGAAAUGCAGCGCAAUGGCUCAAAAGAAAAAAGAACCAAAGCUUGACAAGAAAUGCGUGCUAUGCGUUCCUCCAUGGGAGAAACCCCCAUGGGAAAGAAGUGCUAAAGUGGCAAAAAAAUCGAAACAAGAUCAGCUAAAGAAAGCGUGCGCGGAGGCAGCGCAGAAGGAGAAAUGUGAAAAGAUGGCUAAGCAGAAGUUAAUAGACAGACUUAAACAACAUUGUAAGAAAUUAGCGGAAAAGGCUUUGGCAACCAAGUGUAAAGAAGAGGCCAAGCGAAAAGCACAAAAAGAAAAAGGAAAAAAAAUUAAAGAGGAAUGUCUUAAAAUGGCCAAUGAUAAACCACCAAGUAAAAGUAAAUAAAUGUUGUCGAUAAAUUAGAAAAUAGAAUAUUACGAGCAAUAAAAAUUGUAUUUGAGCGUCAACUGAGAUUACAAAA